Molecule: messenger RNA, 5944 nt
Organism: Lingula anatina
Lineage: Eukaryota; Metazoa; Brachiopoda; Lingulata; Lingulida; Lingulidae
Product: cholesterol transporter ABCA5
Biological process (GO): transmembrane transport; lipid transport
Cellular component (GO): membrane; intracellular membrane-bounded organelle
Molecular function (GO): ABC-type transporter activity; ATP hydrolysis activity; ATP binding
Source: RefSeq, a predicted model, not a curated record
GUUUCAACUUUGAACCUACCAUAGUAAAGAAAAAGGUUUGACAUAAGCGUACUGUUUUGAAAUGCAGAAUUUCACAAUAUCAGUGGAUAUAUAAGGGAAGGGUUUGUUUUGCGCAAUCACAUGGUUUGAAAGCAAUUGGUCUGGGUCCAUCAUGUCUGGAUCAACCUACGUACAACAAAUCAAGGCCCUGGUGACCAGGAACAUUCUCAUCAAGAGAAGGAACUGGGUCGUUUUUUUCUUGACGGAAAUCUUUCUACCAGUGGCUCUAAUUGCAGUCACAGCAGUAUUUAAGCUUUCUGUGCCAGUAACUCCUUGGCCAGCAAUAGAAAAAUUUGAUGAAAAUCAACUGUUUCAAAACCAGUUCUAUCCACCAUCCUCAAGAUCCAUCAUGGUUGUCCCUAAGUCCAGUGUUAUUCAGGAGAUAAUGAAUGAUGCCACCAGUUCUCUUAAUAUCACAGCAAACCCUCCAUUCCAAAUGUUUGAUACUGAAAAUGAUAUGAUCACAGAAUUCCGGGAGAACAGCUCAUAUUACUCCAUUGCUGUUGUGUUUGAAAAUGCAGACCUGUCUAAUGGCUCGUACAAGAUCCGUGUUGCAUACAAAGAUACCCCAAGUGAUGGAAUCGAUGAAAGUGAGGAUGCAAGAAGUCCAAGCCCGCCUAUUCAGGGACCAGGUACAUACUGUAGAACUGGUCGGUACAACUGCCCUGCCAACCAGUACCUGUGGUCAGGAUUUGCCACUUUGCAAGUUGCUGUAGACAGUGCCAUUUUAAAAAGGAAAGCCAACCUGAGUACAUUUGUUGUUCCAGACAUAUCAGUUGAAAUGAUGCCCAAGGCCAGAUAUGAGCCUACAGCUGACUGGCUACAGGGUUUAGUGUCAGUUUGGAUUGUAGUCACCUUUGCAUCAGCCAUAGUAGACUUUCAAAAGCAACUAGUCACAGAGAAAAAGAAAAAAUUGAAGGAACCUAUGAAAUUAAUGGGAAUGAAAGAAUUUUCAUAUUGGUUUUCCUGGACUGUGGUUUAUGGUGUUGUCUCGACCGUCAUGGCUUUCAUCGUUGCUGGGAUCCUGUUUAUUGGGACAGUGUUCACAGUCAGCAACUACGGUCUGAUUGUCCUCCUUAUGCUGCUCUACAUCUAUGCCACCUAUAGCCUUGUGUACAGCUUGAGUACCUUCUUCACCAAUGACACAUUGUCUGGACUCUUGAUUUUUUUCUCAGUGAUGGUGAUGGGGGCACUCUUUUAUGUAGUGCAGGGGCCAAGGUUUUUUGGGGAGAAUGUCCCUUUGGGAGUGAUAUGGUUUCUUUGUAUUUUUCCGCCAACUGCAGUGGCCAUUGGAAUGGACCAGGCCAUUUUUCUUGAUUUGAAAGUUGGAGGAGUCCACACAUCUACCAUGUACUACACAAAUACCAUACAAAACUUUGCUCUGGGCAAUGUUUAUCUCAUGUUGUUUUUAGACAUCAUAUUGUAUUCACUGCUUGGAGCCUGGCUUAACAAUGUUGUACCAAAUGUGUAUGGUAAAAGAAAAAGCAUGUUGUUCUUCUUAAAACGUUCAUAUUGGUCAUCUGAAAGGCAUGAACCAAAGGACUAUAGCAAGUACACACUGGAUGCUGAGACUGUGGAUGAUGUAGAAAAUGUUCCCCAGAGUAUGGAAGAUAAAAAGGCUAUCAGAUUAUACAACAUCAAGAAAUAUUUUAUGAAAAGGGAAAAAAGAAAGAAGAAGAGUCUCUUUGGCUCAUAUGAAUCUGUGAAGUCAUAUGCUGUGAAUGGAGUGACUUUGGAUAUGUAUGAAGGUCAGAUCACAGCUUUACUUGGGCACAAUGGAGCUGGGAAGAGCACAGUUAUUAACAUGAUGACAGGUCUAAUGUCACCUUCAGAUGGGGCUUGUACUAUUUUUGGUCAAGAUGUUCAGGAGGACAGUGAUUUGGAACGUAUUCAGCAGUCCUUGGGAGUAUGUCCCCAACACGACAUCUUAUUUGAUGACCUCUCAGCCAAAGAACACCUGGAAAUAUUUGCCAGACUGAAGGGAAUACAUGAAGACCUGGUGGAGUCAGAGGUGAAGAGAAUUUUAGAUUUGUGUGACCUAGAAGACCAGGUGCACACCUUUGCCAAGGAUCUCAGUGGAGGGCAGAGAAGGAAGCUUUCUGUGGGCAUAGCUCUUAUUGGGGACCCUAAAGUGAUAUUUCUUGAUGAGCCAACUGCAGGAAUGGAUCCAUAUUCUCGCAGAAAGCUGUGGAUGCUGCUGAAGCAGGUGCGUCCUGGGAAGGUUAUCCUCCUCACAACACACUUCAUGGAUGAAGCUGAUAUCUUGGCUGAUCGUAAAGCCAUCCUUUCUAAAGGCCAGUUAAAAUGCUGUGGUUCCUCUAUGUAUCUGAAGAACAAGUUUGGAAUUGGAUAUAGACUCAACAUGGUGAUUGACCAAAAUUGUGACCAAGACAAAGUGACCGAGCUGGUGUUGCAUCAUGUCCCCUCGUCCAAGCUGACCAGGAGCCACGGGAUGGUGUUAACAUACACAUUGCCCAUGGACCAAACAGACAGAUUUGCAGGAUUAUUUGAGGCUCUAGAAAACACUGAAGGGGGUAAGAGAUUUGCUGACCAGUUAGGUGUGAAUGAUUUUGGGAUUUCUAUGCCUACUUUAGAAGAAGUAUUUCUCAAAUUAGCUGAAGAAGGAAAAGAAGAAGAAGAUCUUCAGAAACUUCUUGAUGUAAAAGAUGAAGAUACUACCAUAACACAUUCAAGAGCAGCAUUAGCGAUAAACAACGACGAUGAGACAACUGCGGUGCAACUUCAAGACAUGCACAGGCCAGAAGUCAUAGCCAACCCAGAAGUGAGAGAGAAACAGCAGUUUUGGGGCCUGGUGCGAAUGAGAUUGAUUGUAGUGCGCAGGCUGUGGAUUUUGGCAAUUAUCCGUUGGAUCUUACCAGUUGCUUGUGGCAUAGGAGGUGCAGCUUUAUUGACUAUCCGACCUGAUUUUGACUUCAGUAACCCUCCUACCAACCAGCUGUCUAAUUCUGCAGCCAGGAUGGCAUGUAUUGCAGAACAGACGCCGGUUUUGUGGCUUAACUCUUCAGGUGGCCCAGUUGAUCCGUUUGUCAGUUCUCUCCAAGAGACUGUGAACUACAUUGCUGAGCUGAAUGCAUCCAGUAGUCUGCUGGAUCUAGCUCCUCACUACAUAGCAUAUAACCUGUCCAUAUUUGAUGUCCAAGCACAGGCAUUCAAUGCAUCACUCAAGGCUCUGUACAAUGAUUCAGCUACCCAUGUGAUUCCCAUUCUCUUGAACCAGUGGAGUAACACCAUGCUGUCCAGCCUCACUGGACAACAGUGGACAUGGAAUAUUACAUCUCAGGCUCUGCCUGAACUGAACCCCCUUGUCGGCUUUGAUGGCAAUACAUUUAAUGCCAUUCGCCUUUUAUCAUUGGGCUAUGCUCUGCUGACAUCCAUGUUUGGCUAUCAGGUCACUGAAGACAGGCAGAAAAAAACUCGAGCCAUGCUCAGAAUAGCUGGCAUCACAAAUGCCAUGUACUGGCUGGGUUUUCUGUUUGUUGACGGUGUGCAGUGCCUGUCAGGAGUUGUGAUCAUGACGGGCGGUUCCCUGGCUGUUCAGCCACGGUCUUUUACCCAUGCCGGUGCUAUCUUCACAUUCAUAGUUGGUUCCUUGAUCUACAUUCCACUAGGACUUCUGUUUGGAUAUACAACAUCUUUUCUGUUUGAAAAAGCUGAAAGUGCCUCAAGCUUUGGUACAUGGUCUGCCAUGCUGGGAGGGACCAUUCCGUAUUUGGUGGUGUCUCUUCUGGAUCCAGUGUCUGCUCCUGCCUCAGUGGCACUUCACUAUCUUUUCUGCAUAGUAAGCCCCCUCUACACCAUAGCUGGUCUGGUGCAUUUCAUAGGAAAGGUUUAUCAAGGAUUUCAGAUUUUAGGCAGGGAAAAUGAGAUAACAUUUGGAGACUAUUUUGCAGCAGAUCGGCACGUUCUUUUCACCUUGCUUUUGAUGCUUGUUGAGGUCGUCAUUUGGUUUUUCCUCCUCCGCUUGGCUGAUGUUACCAGUAUGGGCGGCAGCGCACGAGAUGCUUUAUUCUGUUCUCGGAAGAAGGGCAAUGCUGUGUCUGCAACCAAUAAAGACCAUAUAGAGAAGGAGGACCUAGAUGUACUGGAGGAAAGAAGACGAGUUGAAGAGCUUGAUGCAUAUUCUUGUAGAAGUGAUGCCCCAGUGCUGGUUGUAAAAAACCUCAGGAAGGAAUUUGAUAAAAGAACUGGUCAAGGAUGCUGUGGCAUCGGUGCUUCCAAGGUCAAGGUCAUUGUGCGCAACCUGUGUUUUGCGGUCCAGCCAGGAGAAGUGUUUGGUUUGCUGGGACACAAUGGGGCUGGGAAGUCAACCACUAUUAACUGCAUCACAGCUGAGUAUGCUCCCACUAGAGGAAAGGUGACUGUGGCAGGUUAUGACAUAACAUCCAACAUCUCUGAAGCCUUCCGCUAUGUGGGGUUGUGUCCACAGCACGAUGCUCUGUGGGAUUACCUGACACUCAGGGACCAUAUUGAGGUGUUUGCUACCAUCAGAGGGCUGGCAAAGAAGGAUAUUACCAAGAUUGUGGAUUAUUUCAUGGAGGCUCUCCAGAUCACAGAACAUGCUAACAAGAGAAGUAAUAAAUUGUCUGGAGGGACAAAACGCAAGCUCUCCUUCAUCAUCAGCAUGCUGGGACAGCCAAAGAUUGUUCUGAUGGAUGAGCCUUCCACUGGGCUGGACCCUGCCUCCAAGAGGUUCCUAUGGGAUACCAUCACAGAUAUGUUCAAUGGCAGUGGAGAGAGGGGCGCCAUUCUGACCACCCAUGCCAUGGAGGAGGCAGACGCCCUCUGCACACGCAUUGGUAUCAUGGUGGGAGGAGAAUUCAAGUGCAUGGGAGCCAGCCAGCACCUUAAGCUGAAGUUUGGCCAGGGUUAUGUCCUGGAGAUCAAGUUAAGAGCAGAGGGGCUGACCACAGGAGAGCAGGAGCAGAAGUGGGCUGUCCUGAAACAUGAGCUGAAGACGGUGUUUCCAGACAUUGAAGAACUGGAGCUGUUUGGAGACCGUGCUCAGUUUAAGAUCCCCCAGGAAGAUGUGAAGUCACUGGCUGAGGUGUUUGCUUCACUGGAGAGAGCCAAAGAAGUCAAUGAUGUGGAAGAAUACAGCUUCAGUCAAUCCACUCUGGAGCAGGUUUUUGUAGCAUUUGCCAGACAGGAAUAUGAACAAGUAGAGAUAGUGACCUCUUGAAUCCAAAGAAAGCAUGAGGAGUUGCAUUCAUUGUAUUUUCCUUUAAAUUAAGGAAAUUUGAAGCAGAGGAAAAUGUAUGAGGAAUAACUUAUAGUGUCUCUUUAUUGAAACUCAGGGCUCUUUUAUAAACUUAAUAACUUAUAGUGUUGAUCAGUAUUUUAAAAGAAUCAGUUAUCAUGAGCAAAUCAAUUAACUUUUUGAUUUUCUACAAAAUUCAAUUUCAUGAUAAAGAGGUUGUAGUGGAAAUAUUAGGGUAUCUUAGUUUUCCAGUCAUUAUUGUAUUGGUAUGUCCCUUUUAAUGUAGUUACUUGGACAUUUCUAUUGCUUCUAGACAUUCCAUUUCUUAAUGUUAUUUUUCUUACAUGUUUAGUAUUCAUAUCAGUUUUUAAUAUUAUAAAUAGUGGUUUUUAAGCAUGCAGGGAUUAUACUUAUUAAUUUUUAUCAAUAAUUAUAUUUUUUAUUUUUUUAGAAUGGGGUUGAAUGAAAUUUUCAUUUUAACAUGUCAUGAUACAGAACAAUUAUAGUAGUUUUCCUAAAGUUCAAAGCACUUAAAAUUAACUGAUAUUAUCCUUAGCAUACCUUCCUCUGGUAAUUCAUUUAUAAAAAAUAGCUCUGCCAAUAUCUCUUGUUGCAUCAUGCCUCAUUAAUUUAUUAUUCCAAUUAUUCCUUUGAUUCAUUAGUUUACCUUAAAUGUCUUCAAUAUUA